ACCUUGGUGACUUUCGCGUCGUCAAGUUUAUAUGUCAACAUUGUCAACAAUAAUAUAGGUUAUUAGUGAUAAGAAUGCCCUCAGGAGUGGCGAAACGACUGACGCCACCAUGGAGACCACCCACAUCUGUCAACUAGCCUCACAGCUUCGGAUCUCUCAGCACAAACCCAGCGUUCUCACACUGUCCACGGACACCCUGUCCUCUCUCCUCUCCUCCUUCACCCUAAUCGAAGAACAAUCGACGUCGUUCCAAGUCAAGCAGCCCCACAACUUCAAAGCCGAACUCCUAAGAGACUUACAGUACCUCAGCAACUACAUCCAGCAAGCUAAAACGUUCAAACUUUACUGGAGCCCGUGCGAAGACCCCUAUCUCGAUCUGACGAAGUUCAAAAAUGUGCUCUCGAUUGAGUUUUGUAAGGUUGAUGUGAAUUGUGUAAGGGGGUUGCAGGCGCUGCGGCCCCAAUUGAGAAAAAUCGUGUGCCAAAAAACCUGCAACUGUUUAGCGGACGUGUUGAGUAAUUGUGGGGGCGACCAGAGUCACGCGUAUUGUUGGAAUGAGCUCAAGGAGGCUAGUUUUAUUAACAAUGGGAUUGUGGAGGUGGAUCAAAGUCUGGAAUGCGCCCCCUGGCUGCACACGUUGGACUUGAGUCAUAACGAGAUUACAAACAUCGAAGCUUUGAGUUGUUUACACAACUUGAAAUAUCUUAAUUUGUCGUAUAAUAAGUUGGAGGGGGUGCCGCCUUUGAAGGGACAGAUUUGUAGCCGUUUGCAGAACCUCAUCCUCAAGAACAACUUCAUCGAGGACCUAGCAGGCCUGCGCACCCUCACCAAUUUAUGGGUGCUGGACCUCAGCAACAACUGCCUCGUCGAGCACAAAUCCCUCCUCACUCUCUCCCACUUAGCCACCCUCCAGUGGCUCAACCUCCAAAACAACCCCCUGAGCUGGCACCCAAACCACCGCAACAGAACCGCCAGCUACCUCCACACCAACACCGCUUCCACCCACUUCGUGCUCAACAACGCCGCCUUGACCAAAAGCGAGAAGCACCUGGCGGGGUCCUACCACCCCCACCAGGCCAGAGGGGGCACCUUCGCCACCGACUCCGUCAACCUCGCGAGCGACAAGGUGCGCCGGGUGCGGCACGUGGUGAUCGAGGAGGAGAACGCCGUGAGGGAGAGCCGCGACGAGCGGCUCCCAACGGGUCAGAGGCAGUACUUGGAGACGAAGAGGCAAAUCGAGGACCUCCACGAGAAGUUCGGGGAGUCGUGGCUGAACUCCCAGAGCGGCUUACUAGACGUGCUGGGGUUGGAAGGCAUCGCCGUGGGGUUGUCCACCAGCCCGUACGAAGCCGACUUUACCAUCUACUCCGGGGAUUUCACCUCGCACAAGGACGAAGUGGAGAAAGCUGAAGAGGUGGAGGUCGACGACGAGAAUAUCAACGAAGAGUAUAAUGAAGUGGACACUCCGGAUGUUAGCAUGGAGGAGCCGGACGUGGAGGAGGAGAGUAUUUAUCUGGCGACUGUCAAAAAUGAGACUGAGCCGGUGCUUCUGGUCGUGGGGCAAACGCAUCUCUCGGAGAGGGAGUGCUCGACGAGCAACGAAAGGGAUAAGUGGCACGUGGACAGCAUCCUCAGCUGCGAGAUCAUCGACGAGGGGGUGACGGUCCAGAUGGAUUUUGAGACGAUGAGGAAGGAUAGGAAGCAGAGAAUUUACGUUUUCGAGGACGAAAUCGAGGCUUUCGUGGCCAGAGUCAAAAAUAAAAUUAAUUCAAGGACCCCCAAGAAGGAGGACGACGUGAAGUACCAAUGUAUGAAGUGCUCCACGGUGUUUGCCAAACUGAAGAACGGCUCGAUUUUGGAGGAAGAGGCGGUUGUGAAGUGCCCAAACUGUGAUAGUACACUGGUGGUAGAAUACUCAUAAUUUCAAAUAUUUUUGUUUUUUUUUUUAAGAACAUACGAUAUACAUUGUUUAUCAUUCUUAAGCCUGAUAUGUAUAUAAUUUAAGAAUAAACUAUUUCGUAACGCUU
Messenger RNA from Zophobas morio, 2027 nucleotides. Its product is annotated as serine/threonine-protein kinase 11-interacting protein. Gene Ontology annotation, cellular component: cytoplasm. The transcript has 3 exons. The record is from RefSeq and is a predicted model, not a curated record. The coding region runs from base 110 to 1921 and encodes 603 amino acids. Gene Ontology annotation, molecular function: protein binding. Lineage: Eukaryota; Metazoa; Arthropoda; Insecta; Coleoptera; Tenebrionidae.